GCGGCAAACAUCGCCUCAGAUUUCGUGACCUCAACCGAAUUCGACACCAUGCGCUCUGUGUGCAAACCCAUACCGAACACCAUGACUUUAUGCCAAGGAAUCGGGUACAAUGAGAUGCGUUUACCGAACCUUCUGGGUCACGAGAGCACUAAAGAAGCACAGCAACAGUCUGGCGCGUGGAUACCCCUCGUCAGCAAACUUUGUCACCGCGACACCAAGAAGUUUCUCUGCUCUCUCUUCGCCCCCGUGUGUCUGACGGAGCUAACGGCGCCGUUGCGUCCGUGUAGAAGACUGUGCGAAGACGUGAGGGACGGUUGCUUGCCGGUGAUGAGUGCUUUUGGCUUCCCGUGGCCAGAAAUGUUCAACUGUAGCCGGUUUCCUAGUGGCGCGGGGCUCUGCAUCCCCGGCGUCCGAGAUGCUGGGCGCGCGGACGCCACCGAGUACACAGGAACCGUCAUCUGUGAGGCGUGCAGCCCGGCGGCUGAAACAGAGAAGGAAGUUCAGGAGAACUUCUGCAAGAGUCAGUUUGCCUUCAGGCUGCGUGUGGCAUCGUCAUCGCUGGUUGGGACGGACCUGCGCGUGGUACCCCAAGGGCGGAGCCGGGUACUGCGAUGGGGAGGCGGGGAGCAGGAGCAGCAGGCGGCGACGCAACAGAGCGCCCUCUGGCUGCCGGAGGCCAGAAAUUGUUCGUGUCAGGCACUGGAGGGUCAGCUCUCAGGUUCUUUCCUGGCCCUUGGCGACAUGCAGGGGGGCAGGAUGGUUCUGUCCAAACUGGUGAAGUGGCCUCAUGGCGAGAAAGAGCUGAAGAAGUUUAUCAGGAGUCUCCUCAGGCAGCCAUGCUGA
Molecule: messenger RNA, 843 nt
Organism: Chanos chanos (milkfish)
Lineage: Eukaryota; Metazoa; Chordata; Actinopteri; Gonorynchiformes; Chanidae
Gene: sfrp2l
Product: secreted frizzled-related protein 2 like
Exons: 3
Coding region: 49-843 (264 amino acids)
Biological process (GO): canonical Wnt signaling pathway; non-canonical Wnt signaling pathway
Molecular function (GO): Wnt-protein binding
Source: RefSeq, a predicted model, not a curated record